This is a messenger RNA of Morone saxatilis (striped sea-bass), 1231 nucleotides long. RefSeq names its product RNA binding motif protein 34 (gene rbm34). Gene Ontology annotation, molecular function: RNA binding. The record is from RefSeq and is a predicted model, not a curated record. NCBI's taxonomy places the organism in Eukaryota, Metazoa, Chordata, Actinopteri, Moronidae.
CCUGUUCAGAAGAGCACAGGAGCAAAGGAGGAAAAGGACGGGGUCAAAGGUCAACUGACCUCGAAGAAGAAGUCUCUUAAAGAGAAAUCAGAAGCCGAGCAGAAGCUGGAGAACAGGGAGAUCGGUUUACUGAACGCCGACGGGGACGAGGAAACGCCCGGGGGGAAGAAGAAGAAGAAGAGGAAAGCUCCGGAGCCGAGCGGAGAGAACGACGUGGAGCAGUGGGUGAUGAAGAGACAGAGGCUGAGAGCCAGGAAGGAGGAGGAGGCGACGAAGAGGAAGAGGACGGUGUUCGUGGGGAACCUGCCCGUCGGCUGCACCAAGAAGACGCUGCAGAGCCUCUUCAGGGAUAAAGGAUCCAUCGACUCCAUCCGGUUUCGCUCAGUGGUCAGAGAGGAUCCCUCCAUGUCCCGCAAAGUCGCAGUCAUUCAGCGCAAAGUUCAUCCCAAAAAGCAAAGCAUGAACGCCUACGUGGUGUUUAAAGACGAGGAAGGAGUCACGAGGGCGCUGGAGAGGAACGGCACGGAGAUCGAGAAAGACUUUCACAUCCGAGUGGACAGAGUGACGGACAACUCAACACACGAUCACAAACGCUCCGUAUUUGUGGGGAAUCUCUCGUUCGAGAUCAACGAACUGGCUUUCCGGCAGCAUUUUGAGCAGUGCGGCGCCGUGGAGGCUGUACGGCUGGUACGAGACCAGAACUCCGGACUGGGGAAAGGAUUCGGCUACGUCCUGUUCAAGAGCCCCGACUCGGUGCAGCUGGCGUUGGAACUGGACGGCUCCAAACUGGAGGGCAGGUCCAUCCGAGUGAAGAGGUCGGUGAAGAAGGAGAAGCAGAAGAAGAGUAAAAGUGACAGCAAAGGAGGCGCAGGGAGGGCCGGCGGCAGGGGCCCCGGCAAGACCCCCCCGAAGGGCCCGGGGCGCGAGAGAGGAGGCGGUCGCGGAGGUUUCAAGCCUCAAAAUAAAUUCUCGGGACCCCAGCAGAGGACGACCAAAGGCUCCUUCAAAGGAACGAUGGUGGAUCCAAACAAAAAGACUAAAAAGAAAGGACUGAAGAAGAAACAGAAGCCAAACAAGACUGUUCACAUCUGAGCGACAUUUUACAGAAAUAAAAGUGUUUGAGGACUCUGAACCGAACAGCAGGUUUCAACUGUUCCACCGUCAGUUACUUGUUCUCUGUAAACUGUUUUCUACCACAGCAGCAAAACUCAAUAAAAAAUACACAACUUUU